CCCAGUUCCGGUUUCGGUCUUUUCUAACAGGCUGCGAUCAUGGCUCGCGGACUCAAGAAGCAUUUGAAGCGUUUGAAUGCCCCGAAGUCAUGGCUUCUGGACAAACUCGGCGGAGUGUUCGCUCCCCGACCGUCCGCUGGACCUCACAAACUCCGCGAGUCGCUGCCAAUCAUCCUCAUCCUCCGUAACAAGCUCAAGUACGCUCUGACCGGAUCUGAGGUUACAAAGAUCGUCAACCAGCGUCUGAUUAAGGUCGACGGUAAGGUUCGUACCGACGCCACUUUCCCCACGGGAUUCAUGGAUGUUGUCUCCAUCGAGAAGACCGGAGAAUUCUUCCGGAUCCAUUACGAUGUCAAGGGACGUUUCAUCCUCCACCGCAUCACCGCCGAGGAGGCAGAGUACAAGCUGUGCCGCGUCAAGAAAAUGAGCGUCGGACCCAAAAAGAUCCCCUUCUUGGUACUCCACGACGGUCGUACCAUCCGUUACCCCGAUCCAUUGAUCAAGGCCAACGACACUGUCAAGGUUGACAUUGCCACCGGCAAGAUCGACGAUUUCAUCAAGUUCGAUACCGGAAACGUCUGCAUGGUUACCGGAGGUCGUAACUUGGGGCGAGUCGGUAUCAUUACCAGCAGAGAAAGACAUCCUGGAUCUUUCGACAUCGUCCACAUCAAGGAUUCCAGCGGACACACCUUCGCCACCAGGCAAUCGUACAUUUUCGUCAUCGGAAAGGGAUCCAAGCCAUGGGUAUCGCUGCCCAAGGGCAAGGGCGUCAAGCUCUCGAUCGCUGAGGAGAGAGACAAGCGUUUGGCCGUCAAGAAGGCUCACUAAGUCGAUAAAAACAAAUUGGACGACAAUAAAUGCCUUCCACGAGCAAA
Messenger RNA from Galendromus occidentalis (western predatory mite), 875 nucleotides. It is a transcript of the gene RpS4, whose product is annotated as ribosomal protein S4. The record is from RefSeq and is a predicted model, not a curated record. The coding region runs from base 40 to 828 and encodes 262 amino acids. NCBI's taxonomy places the organism in Eukaryota, Metazoa, Arthropoda, Arachnida, Mesostigmata, Phytoseiidae. Gene Ontology annotation, biological process: translation. Gene Ontology annotation, molecular function: structural constituent of ribosome; RNA binding. The transcript is spliced from 5 exons. Gene Ontology annotation, cellular component: ribosome; cytosolic small ribosomal subunit.